UUUGUCAAACGCUUUUACGAGGCAGACUUGCAACCGGGCAGUAUGGCUGUCCUUCUGCUGUCUCGAAAAGCAGGACUUGUAAAACAAGUAGCAAAAGGAGCUAAGUGUUUGCUGCAUAAUGAAUUCACCAUAUGUUCUUUAAAAGCACCAAGACAUUACAAACUGAAGACAUGUCAACACAUUCAGUGGCGUACAAUUUCAACAACUAGAUGUGUAGGAAAUGAUAAACUAGCAGAGACUGAUCCAAAGAAUGCAGUUGUAACUGCACCUGUUCUAGAAGUAGAAGAGGAAGAAGAUUUGUACAAAGAACGGUACAUUCCAAUAACAAGACAGUCGUUGAUUAGAUUACUGGUUGAAGAAAAAGCUUUUCUAAGUGAAAGCGAGAAGAAAAUUUAUACAGAUUUUGCUCUUGGACUAGAUUCAGCAAUCGUAAACAAAUACCAUGGCAUUCUUAAUGAAAUUAAGGCACUGUUUGAUCCUAUUAAUCCUGAUAAAGAUACAGUAAAAACCAGAAAGUACACCAGGCGUGAGAAACUUGACAAUGAGUUUUGGUUAUUACAAAGACUAGAAGACUUGGUAGAGAAGGCAAACUUUCAUGAACUCUCAGAAAAUACUCUCAUUAGAUCUAUGAAUGAACAUGAUGUGUCUGAAGGUGUUAGGGUCAAAGUGGAUAGGAACAAUUUUGAUAUUCUUCGUAUUUGGGCCUUAGGAAAAGAGAAACCAGAAAUUAGUAUUCCAUGGUAUAAAAAAUUACAGUUCUGGAAGACACCUGUCAAGCAGACAGAUGGACCGGCCUUUUACAAACGUGUUGUGAUAGCUUUAAGGUUGAAAAAAGAUCAGAAACUUAUGUUAAAAGUAUAUAAAGAAGUUCCAGUGAAUGGUUUAGAAAUGUUAUUACCAGACGGAAGAAUAGUAAUCAAAUCUAGAGACAAACAAAUUAUAGCAGGAUCGGCUUUCCUUGCAAUGUCAUCUGUUUUGGGGAAAUGUGUCACGAUUUUAGCUCAUCUGAAUAUUGAUUGGUUUUUGGUUGUAUUUAUAACGGCUGGACUGUUAGGAGGUCGUACAUAUACUGUGUACAAUAAUCGUAGAAAUAAAUACCUUGCACGAUUAAAUAGACAAUUAUAUUUUAAAAACGUAGCAAAUAACCGUGGCUCCUUGGCUUUGUUGGUUGAUCGAGCUGAAGAUGAAAGUUUCAAAGAGGCACUUAUGGCCUACACAUUUCUGUUGACAAAUAGAUCAGUAUUAGCAAUGAAGAAGGACAUUCAGUUUGUACCAACAGAAUUAGGAAAUAUUACAGAUUUGCAUUUAGAGAGAAAAUGUGAGGAAUGGAUCGAGAAGAAAACAGGUGCCAAAAUUGAAUUUGAUUCAUCAGAGGCCAUCAAACACUUACAAGACUUUGGUAUUCUAAGUAUAUCUAAUGGUAAGCUAAAUGUAUUACCACUUGAUUCAGCCAUGCGUAACCUCCCACAGCAACCGACACCAAAGGUAGAACGUAUGGAGGAAGACUUAUUAGAGGGUUACGACAGGGACUAUUUCUUAGAAAUGGAGGAAAAAUACACAGAAGAGGAAAACAAAGACAAGAAGUAUGGAUGGUUUUGAUUGAUGAUCUAUGCAUAGAAGGAUUUUAUAUUUAAUUUUCGUAAGGUGUUUUUAAACAUGAUUUGUAUUUAUAAAGUUACAGUUUAAAGUAAAUUUCAUGGCUUUGUAACUAGAAGUAGUGACAUGUAUGUUUUCAGUUGAUUUGUGGUGUGUCACCCCCUAUAAAUCAUGAAUUCAAGAUUAUUUAGAGGUUAAAGUAAAUGAACUUGUCGAUUUAUUAUUUAAUGUCAGUAUUCAUAAGAAUAAAGUGAACAAAAAUGCA
Messenger RNA from Mytilus californianus (California mussel), 1861 nucleotides. RefSeq names its product transmembrane protein 143-like. Lineage: Eukaryota; Metazoa; Mollusca; Bivalvia; Mytilida; Mytilidae. The record is from RefSeq and is a predicted model, not a curated record. The transcript has 6 exons. The coding region runs from base 43 to 1599 and encodes 518 amino acids.